AUGUUCGCCAGCCCGGCGGGCAGCAGCACGCCCUUCUCGGUGAAGGACAUCCUGAGCCUGGAGCAGCAGCCCGGCGCCCUGGCCGCCCUGGAGCUGGCCGCCCUGGCCGCGCCCCCCUCCUGCAUGCUGGCCGCCUUCAAGCAGGAGGCCUACCCCACCCCCCGCCAGGAAGGCCCGGCCCGCGACCCCCCCAAGGCCGGCGGACCCGCGCCUUUCCUGGCCGCCAAGCUCUACGCCGACAUGGACUCAGCCAAGGAGCCCCGGGCAGACAAGAAAGAUCUGUGCGCCCUGCAGAAGUCCCUGGAGCAGGAGAAACGGGAGGCCGAGGAGGCGGAGCGGCCCCGGCAGAGGAAGCGCCGCAAGCCCCGCGUGCUCUUCUCGCAGGCGCAGGUCUACGAGCUGGAGCGCCGCUUCAAGCAGCAGAAGUACCUGUCGGCGCCGGAGCGGGACCACCUGGCCGGCGCGCUGAAGCUCACCUCCACGCAGGUGAAGAUCUGGUUCCAGAACCGCCGCUACAAGUGCAAGCGGCAGCGGCAGGACCAGAGCCUGGAGAUGGUGGGCCUCCCCCCGCCGCGGCGGAUCGCCGUGCCGGUGCUGGUCCGCGACGGCAAGCCCUGCCUGGGGGACUCCUCGCCCUACGCCUCCCCCUACAACGUGGGCCUCACCCCCUACGGCUACAACGGCUACCCGCCCUACGGCGGCUACGGCAACGGGGCCGCCUGCAACGCCGCCUACAGCUGCAGCUACCCGGCCGUGCAGGGCGUCCAGCCCUCGGCGGCCGGCGGCAACUUCGUGAACUUCGGCGUGGGGGACUUGAACCCGGUACCCACCUCUCUCCCGCAAGGGAGCGGGGGCAUGUCCGCCUUGCACGGCAUCCGGGCCUGGUAG
Molecule: messenger RNA, 888 nt
Organism: Euleptes europaea (tarantolino)
Lineage: Eukaryota; Metazoa; Chordata; Lepidosauria; Squamata; Sphaerodactylidae
Gene: NKX2-5
Product: NK2 homeobox 5
Exons: 2
Coding region: 1-888 (295 amino acids)
Biological process (GO): cell differentiation; regulation of transcription by RNA polymerase II
Cellular component (GO): nucleus
Molecular function (GO): RNA polymerase II cis-regulatory region sequence-specific DNA binding; DNA-binding transcription factor activity, RNA polymerase II-specific
Source: RefSeq, a predicted model, not a curated record